This is a messenger RNA of Populus euphratica (Euphrates poplar), 1891 nucleotides long. RefSeq names its product probable leucine-rich repeat receptor-like serine/threonine-protein kinase At5g15730. NCBI's taxonomy places the organism in Eukaryota, Viridiplantae, Streptophyta, Magnoliopsida, Malpighiales, Salicaceae. The transcript has 8 exons. The coding region runs from base 312 to 1604 and encodes 430 amino acids. Gene Ontology annotation, biological process: protein phosphorylation. The record is from RefSeq and is a predicted model, not a curated record. Gene Ontology annotation, molecular function: ATP binding; protein kinase activity.
UUUGUCUGUCUAACACAGUAUCAAGAGCGUACCUCUUCUCCUUGGAGCACAUCCUGCCUGCCUGCAGCUGCAGCUGCUGCUCUUUUUCUCUGCAUUCUUUAGAUUCUCUUCUCUCUCACACAAAAUCAUAUAAAAAAAACCUUACUUUUCUCUUUUCACCAAAAAAAAUAAUCUCAAAAUCUUUUUUUUUCUUAGCUUGCUGUAACGGUCAGUAAUUCUCUCAAACAGUUUCCCUUUCUCUGCCAGCCAAGCAAACAGAUGUAUCAAUGGAUUGGAGAAUUCAAUAGCAAAUAGUGAAAUAGAACACAAAAAUGGAGUCAUCAGGGUUGAUUAUUGGGAUUUCAAUUGGGGUGGUGAUUGGAGUGUUUUUGGCUAUUUUAGUGCUGCUUUGUUUGAGGUGCCAAAGAAAGCGGUCGCAGAUUGGAAGUAGCAGUUCUAGGAGGGCGGCGAUGAUCCCUAUCCGGGCUAAUGGUGCAGAUACAUGCACUGUUAUGUCUGACUCGACCAUUGAUCCAGAGUCACCUGUGAAAGCCGGAAGAAACAGGGUGCCCUUGUGGCUGGAAGGAUUUAAGAGGAGUAAUGUGGUUUCAGUUUCUGGGAUACCUGAGUUUUCUUACAAGGAUCUACAAAAAGCAACCUAUAAUUUUACAACACUAAUAGGACAAGGAGCAUUUGGUCCUGUUUAUAAAGCUCAGAUUACAACGAGUGAGACUGUUGCUGUUAAAGUGCUUGCAACUGAUUCUAAGCAAGGGGAGAAAGAAUUUCAGACGGAGGUUAUGCUAUUGGGAAGGUUGCAUCACAGAAACCUUGUGAACUUGGUUGGAUAUUGUGCAGAAAAGGGCCAGCAUAUGCUCAUAUAUGUCUAUAUGAGUGAAGGCAGCUUGGCUUCUCAUUUAUACAGAGAAGACCUCAAACCAUUGAACUGGGAUUUGAGGGUUUAUAUUGCUUUAGACGUAGCAAGGGGCUUGGAGUAUCUCCAUAAUGGGGCAGUUCCUCCUGUGAUUCACCGGGACAUUAAAUCUUCCAACAUUCUGUUGGAUCAGUGCAUGAGAGCCAGGGUAGCUGAUUUUGGGCUUUCAAGAGAAGAGACGGUGGACAAACAUGCAGCCAAUAUAAGGGGAACUUUUGGGUAUCUUGAUCCUGAAUAUGUAUCUUCAAGGACGUUCACAAAGAAAAGUGAUGUCUACAGCUAUGGAGUGUUGCUCUUUGAGCUUAUAGCUGGCAGAAAUCCUCAACAAGGUCUUCUGGAAUAUGUUGAACUCGCAGCAAUGAAUACUGAGGGAAAAGUUGGGUGGGAGGAAAUAGUUGAUUCACGUCUGGAUGGUAAAUUUGAUGUUCAAGAGCUCAAUGAAGUGGCAGUUCUAGCAUAUAAAUGCGUCAACCGUGCCCCAAGAAAACGGCCUUCCAUGCGAGACAUUGUGCAAGUUCUUUCCAGGAUCCUCAAAUUGAGGCACAAUAAGAAGCAUCACAAGAAGUCCCUUUCUACCACCACAGCGGAAGAAGUUUCCAUUGAUGUGGACCAACAAGAAAUCAGAACUCCUCUCUCUGAACACCACCACCGAAGAGAGGAGUCAGUUGACAGUGCUGACACUGGUGAAGUAUAGAGAUGAUUUUAAACAAUUUGUUCAUUCGGGACAGCCCAUGGUUUUGGCUUUGGUUUGUGAUAUAUACAUGCAGUUCAAAAGGAGCUAGGCGAGCAGAUUUGUAGCUAUGGGGCUUUUUUUCCCCUCUUCUGAGUUAGAAGAGUAGAGGAUACAUUCAGUUUGUUUAUAGGUUUCUUCUUUUUUGUAACAUAACUAGGUCCUUUCUUUCUCUUUCGCUUUGAUAAAAAGACAUGCAUGAUUUUGUACAUUAAUACUAUGAAUCAUGAAUGAAAAUGCAAGGAAAAUAA